UGGCAAUCAACCACAACCUCAGCUCUCUCUAUAUCAACCACUGCUCUCCUCCUCAAUCAAACCCAUUCAACCACAACCACAACCACAACCACACCCAGAAAAAAAAACAUUCAAACAAAAUGAACUACACAACGCCCCCACAGUCCCUAACCUCCUCCCCAUCCCUUUCAACCUCCACAACAACAACCACCAAAACAACCCGACCAACCCUCUCCCUCGACCUCAGCAACCUCCCGGCCCUCAGCCAACCAACAACCCCAACCAACACACUGAUCAUCACUGAUCUAAACGACCUCCACCUCUUCGAUCCCCCCUCCCUAACCGCCCUCCGCACCACUCUGAACAACCUCGCCCCGCUCAACUCCUUCUCCCCACUGCCCUCGCUGCGCCGCCUGCUCUGCUCCUUCCACACCGACAGCGACGCCCUCUCCAUCCGCAAACUCCUCUCAUCCACCGAGCAGACAAACCCCCUGAAAGCCCACACAGCCACCCACUCGGCCAGAACCGUCCACCCGAAGGUCUACUUCGGCGAGCCCACCCCGCUGCAAACGGGCCACGACGCCCGCCCCAAACUCCUCGCCGCCCCGCAGGUCGACAAGCUCUUCUUCAUCAGCCCCCCGCCCUCCCCGCCCCACGGCUGGGUCCUGCGCCAGGAAGACCCCCCCAACAAGGAAGUCCACGCCAGCGACCUGGCCCACGCGCUGGCCAAACUCAACACGGAGCUGUCGGCCGUCGGGGAAGCAACAACAGCAGCAACAACAACGACGGCGCCGGAAACUCCGGUCUCGGCGGUCUCGGAGAAGCUGCCGCGCACGGGGAGCUGGCCCGCCACGACCACCAAUCGCCGCAGCCGCAGCAGUACCCUGAUCUACCACCCGGAAGAUCACGGGGGUAGUCCCGGUUUGCCGGCUGUGAUGGUCGAGGAUAUGAGCGAGAUGGGAGGGUUGUUGGUGGAUGAUGUUGAUGUCGACGGGGAUGAGGAUGUCGAGAUGUGCUCUAGUCCCGUCGAGGAGGAGGGCAUGUCCGUCAAGCGCAUGCCGCCGAAGACGGCGCGGCCCCCGGUCGAGUUGAUGUGAUUUUUUUUGGGACCUUUUGGGAUUCAUUUUUUGGUUGUGAAGAGAGAAAGAGGUGCUUGGAUAUAUUGCUUGCUCGUCAUGAAUGGUGUUCGGGAUGGUUCUGGCGUUGAACACAGUUGGUAUUGUUUUCUACGGGAAUGGGCAUCAUGGCGUACAGUACGCAUUGUAUAUACUAUUUGCAUUGGGGUUGCGACACUUUUUGGUAUUUCCAUCUCUUGUUUUUUAUCGUUCACCUAAUUCACACAGAAUGGUGUUAAUAUCA
This is a messenger RNA of Aspergillus japonicus CBS 114.51, 1338 nucleotides long. It is a transcript of the gene cbpA, whose product is annotated as putative calcineurin binding protein. Gene Ontology annotation, molecular function: calcium-dependent protein serine/threonine phosphatase regulator activity. The transcript has a single exon. The record is from RefSeq and is a predicted model, not a curated record. Gene Ontology annotation, biological process: calcium-mediated signaling. The annotation marks the transcript as partial. Gene Ontology annotation, cellular component: cytoplasm; nucleus. NCBI's taxonomy places the organism in Eukaryota, Fungi, Ascomycota, Eurotiomycetes, Eurotiales, Aspergillaceae.